Molecule: messenger RNA, 1842 nt
Organism: Bactrocera neohumeralis
Lineage: Eukaryota; Metazoa; Arthropoda; Insecta; Diptera; Tephritidae
Product: transcription factor mef2A-like
Exons: 3
Coding region: 1-1842 (613 amino acids)
Source: RefSeq, a predicted model, not a curated record
AUGGGGCAGCCAGGAGAAAUAUCUGUGACGCGGGUCGGUUUGGGCGUGGGUGGCGGCGGCGGCGGUAGUCACUACAAAGUGACUACGCGCUGCGUACCCGAAGUGAGCGUAACCUCACCGACCGAUGGCCAUUAUCAUGAAUUACAGCCAUACUCAACGGUAUCAACAACAUCAUCAUCAUCAUCAGCAUCAACAACAAACACACCGCAGUCAGCAACAGUGGCCAUAACAACAGCAACAACAACAACAACAACACAUACGCAUGCCAAUCAUCAGACAAGCGAACAGCAGCCAUCAAAAUCAGCAACACAACCACCACAUCAACCACAUCAACUACAUCAACAACAUCACCAUCAUCAACAACAGCAACACAAACCAAAAGAAAAUCACAAACAACAAGCGCAACAACAGAAAGCACAUAAGAAAUCGAAAGCCAAGUCGAGUAGCCACGGCAACAGCAACAGCAAUAGCCACUGCUAUAGCAACUAUAAUUACAACAGCAAUAACAACAACAAUAAUAAUAAUAGCAAGAACAGCAUUAACCAUAGCAACAGCCAUAGCCAAAAUAGUAGUAACAGUAAAACUUUUCUACAACGCAGUAAACACACUAACAACAUUUAUUCAUCAGGAGCCACACUGGUGGAGGAGGAGGACUUCAAUGAAUUGACCGCCGUACCGACAGCAACCAUUGUGAUAGCAACAAAUGUGAAUGGCAAAGUGCGCAUAAGUCCACAAGCGACCAUCAACAACAGCAGUGCUGGUCCGGGCAUUGGCAACGGCACCGGCAAAGAGUCGGUUCGCCAGCUGCCACCACCACUAAAACUGACCGCCAGCACAACAACGACGCCAACUAGACCGACAACAAUUGCCGCGCCAACGAAAAAUCUACUGCAACGCCAGAAGGCGACCCAGCAGCCACAUCAGCAGCAACAGGCGAGUCCAACCAGAAGCACAGCUGAGAAAUUGCUUGCACAAACUAGUGAGGAAAGUCAACCCACUGAAUUGACACCGCUGGUGGAGACGCACGACGAUAUCACGCACGGUCACAGUUCGACAGCGCACACACCUUCCUCGAAUACAAACACCGCCAGCUCAACGCAACGCUCCAAUAGUACCGCGAUCGCCGCGUCUGUUUCGCCAACAGCUAGUGUUGGUUUAGCUACAGCAGCAACACAGUACAUUGGCGACUUGUCGCCUGCCACAUCGGCUGCCAGCAUCAUCUCCGCAGUAGGCGUUGCGAACGCGCCGAACAUUUACGGUCAGCAAACUAGCGUACCGGCUGCACCAACGGCACCACCGCCCACAGCUAUCGCUGCUGCUGCUGCUGCUGCCGCCACCACCACAACUUACAGUCACAACUCGAAGACUACACGCUCCUGGCCGGUAAUCUAUAGGAAUCCACACCAUUACGAUUACGAGGCACUCUACGUGCAGGCGUCUGGCGGUAGCACUAAACCGGUGGUUGGCGCAAAUCAUCACUACCACCAUCAGCCGGCGAGUCACUUUCAAAUCGGCAGUAGCGCUUUCAAGCAGAACUGUUAUUCGAAUCAAUUUGCUCAAUCCAUUUUGUAUACGUCAAGCAAUGAGGACCUGAGCGCCAUCAAUGAGCACGGCGGCGAUGGUGUUGGUGGCGGUACAACCGGUGGCAGCAGUAAUUUCGGCGUUAGCAACGGUCCCAGCAAUCACAAUACGAAAAACAAUACACAAACGACGUGCUACUACUUUGCGCCAAGUCGGCAUAACAGCAUUUAUGAACAUCCGUCGGCUGUGGUGCAUAAUUCCUCGUUUCAAUUUGAUCCAACUGCGGCAACAACUGCAGCCGCUGCAGCGGCUCUGCGCUAA